Molecule: messenger RNA, 1884 nt
Organism: Gigantopelta aegis
Lineage: Eukaryota; Metazoa; Mollusca; Gastropoda; Neomphalida; Peltospiridae
Product: protein CDV3 homolog
Exons: 5
Coding region: 116-865 (249 amino acids)
Cellular component (GO): cytoplasm
Source: RefSeq, a predicted model, not a curated record
UUGCGCAUGGCAGGCUGCAUGGUGGAAAGUUAUUUGCGUGUUAUUGCCAGUUUUGGCUUCAGUAAUUAUUUCAUAACAUAUUCCAGACAUUCGAAUUGCUUGUUGAAAGAAAAUCAUGGCGGAAACAAAUCUUGACGAUUUCUUCGCUAAAAAAGAUAAAAGCAAGAAGAAAUCAAAGUCAAAAUCGUCGCCCGUUGAUCGACCGAAUAUUUUCGGCGACUUUGAAAAACAAGAUUCAGAAAGUAAACCGAAAAAGGAAAAGAAGAAGAAAGAUAAGGAAAAAAGCCAAAAGACGCAGAGUACCCUGAGUUCGUCUGGUCUGAUAAGUGCUAUAACUCAACAGGAAGAUGAUGAAUGGAAAGAUUUUGAGGAAGAGAAGGAGAAGGAUUACUCUGGACUUAGAAUACAGAAUUUACAAAUAACAAGUAAAGAAGAAGAGGAGGCGGAGGAAGAGGAAGUCCAAGGAGAGGAUGGAGAAAUAAAAGAAAGAAAGGGAGGCAGUCAGGUUCCCUGGUUACAGGGUGGACCGCAACCUGCUCAGUCACAACAAAGGCCACCAUCUCCUGUGAAGGAGGAAGAGAAACCAGCGGAGGAGACAACUCCGCAGCAACCCAAGAAGUAUGUGCCACCUGGCGCCCGUGCUGCUGCGAUGGCUGGUGGAUCGGGAGAUCGCAUGAACUCACGCAGAAAGAAAGAGGCUCCUAAUAUAAGCAGUGAGCACGAUUUCCCCACGCUUGGAGGAGGACGUUCAGAAUCAAAUCGGAGUAAUCCUGAAGUUCAGUCGCAAGGCUAUGGGAGCUCUUCUCAGCGGGCUCGUGGCCCCCACCUCAGUUUGGAAAACAAGUUCUCCGCGUUACAGGACUAACACCAUAUUUUAUUAAUUCUGUUUACUUGUUUUCUUGGUAUGAAGUCUUUAUGUACAUAAGAACUCUCUGCAUGCUUGUGAUGGUUUCGUCGUGGUCAGCGGAGUUUGAUACCAGGGUUGAGUUAUUUAUGGAAAUGAUAACAAUUUUUUUUUAAUGAUUACUCACGUAUGAUGAGCAAUUUUCUUACCCUGGCCAUUUUUGUUCUAAAUGUUAAAGUUUAAUGACUUAGCAGUUACAAAUGUGGUUCUUUGCAGAACUGUUCCUAAAGGGAUUGCAACACUGAAUUUUCAUAUUUUGGGAUCACAGGGUUAGCUCUGGGCGAGUAGAAACUUUCGCCAAAUUAUCUGUUAAAUCUUAAAAAAUUGCAGAAUCCAGUUAUUAUCCAACAUAAUAUCAAUUAUUACUAAAAAUUAUUUCGCAAAAUCAAAGUAAAAUUCGUCAGUUGCAUUUAAAAUUUGCAAUUGGUGAAUUUGGCGAGUGCCAGAGCUAGCCCUGGAUCGGUUCACAUAAAACGGUGGAAUUUAACUUCACACACAUAAGUUACUGUUUGUGGCAGUCCCAAGUUAUACAUAAAAACUUUAAAGAUGUUCAAUAUAUUUCAUGUUUUUCGGCAUUCUUUCAGUUGAAUACAGGUCUGGACAUCUAUCUAUAAACACAGGCUUUCGAUUUUAGCCUACUUAUUCUAAAAGCAAGUUUUUAUAAGAAAAAUACAACUUCGAGCCAAUUUAGAAUAACCCUAGUAGCAACAGAUUUCAUUUCAUAAUCACACGGAAGUCGGUUCUUAACAGUUAAUUGAAUCUUUUCAGCACAUUUGGAAUGAUAAGCGUCAAGUAUGAAAAAUGACAUGGAACUUAGUAUUUACAAUUUCAAUCUGAUGUUUAGUAAAAAGUUAGUUCUGUACGUAUUUUAAGUUCACUUUCCAAGAAUUAUUAAUCAAAGCUUGAAAUUAAUUUUGGUGAGUGGGAAGCAAUCUUUGCAUCUCUGAUUUAAAUAUUAAAGCAAAUACAUGAACUAGAAA